AUGCCGAAGCGCUCUCGCGAGGACCGGCUGUGGGGCUGGCUGGUGCCCCACAACCCGCUGUGCGGCGGCCCGGCCCCUCUCCGCGGGCGAACCGUCAUCAUCGGCCGAGAGGGCGACGUGCGAGCACCGUGCAACCCGCAUCUCUCGAGGCGCCAAAUCCGGCUCGAGCGAGAGGAUGACGGCAGGGUCUACGCGACGCACCUCUCCGAGACGAACCACACCUGGCUCAACUGCAAAAAAAUGGAGCGUGGUCAGCGGAUCCUCGUCGAGCCGUGUGAGGGCAACAAGCCACAUCAGCUGAGAGGCGAGGCGCCGGACGCGCCACUCCUCUUCGUCAGCGUCGUGCACGCCUGCGCGGCGCGCGCAAUGCUCGAGGAUAAGCGGCUCGAGGGCUG
Messenger RNA from Emiliania huxleyi CCMP1516, 395 nucleotides. RefSeq lists its product as hypothetical. Gene Ontology annotation, molecular function: protein binding. NCBI's taxonomy places the organism in Eukaryota, Haptophyta, Isochrysidales, Noelaerhabdaceae. The annotation marks the transcript as partial. The record is from RefSeq and is a predicted model, not a curated record. The transcript has a single exon.